AUGGACACAUACUUGAGGCCCAAGUCCUCCAACUUCCCCGUCAUUGAUGCUCUUAUGGUGCUGGCAAUGUACCUUUUCCAGAUGACUGUGUCGGCUAUGAAGGAAAUUAAUGCUGAUGACCUCGAAGACGUGUUCAAGCGACUCGGCAUCUCUGCUCCGGGCCAGGAGGGCCGCCAACCCAGCCUUUACUUUGUGGUGGAUCCUAGCAUCUACAACAAGUUUAAGGUGCGGGCAGGAACGAAGAAGAGGAAGGCCUGUGAGGAGCGAGAGGCUGCCUGGCCGCCCGACCCCAAAAAGCAUGAGCGGUCAGCCGACACCCGGUUGUACAUUCUGCGUGGCUGUAGCAGUUGCUCACCUGGCGGGUCGACUGGAUAA
This is a messenger RNA of Volvox carteri f. nagariensis, 375 nucleotides long. RefSeq lists its product as uncharacterized. Lineage: Eukaryota; Viridiplantae; Chlorophyta; Chlorophyceae; Chlamydomonadales; Volvocaceae. The record is from RefSeq and is a predicted model, not a curated record. The transcript has a single exon. The coding region runs from base 1 to 375 and encodes 124 amino acids.